AUGCCCCUGGGCAUGACACGCAGAAACAUGUGCAUGCUGCAUCUACAACUCUUAACUCUACAAGUGCACAACGGCCCUGAGCGUCUCUGCAGCUCCAGGAUGGCAGGAGCGUGCAGGAUUUCCAGGCGUUCACACAGCGAAGAGCCCAAACCCAGCACACUAGCCAGGUUGAGGAAAACGAGGCUCACUGCUAGGCUGCGGGCGCGGAGAGCACGCUGCUCUUUUGCCUCUAUUUCGCCGAGGGCGAAACCGACGCCAGCGGCCGCUAAAACGGCUCCCAAAGCCUCCCAACGGUCAUGGAGAACAGGAGAGGUGUCUGAGGGCUGGAAGAAAUCCAGUAUCACUCCAUCCUUCAAAAAGAGCAAGAAGCAGACCUAUGCAACUACAGGCCGUGACCCAGACGAUGGCGUGGAGUGCCCCCUCGCCAAAUUUGGUGAUGAUACAAAACUGAGGAUGGCUGAUACUAUGGAGGGCUGUUCUGCCAUCCAGAGAGAUAGCUGGGCAGAGAGGAUGGUUCGACAUGCUGGGCAUGACGUUCGACAAGAACAAGCUGAUAAAGAGUUUGUAUGGUCUUUGUGGAAACGUCUUCAAGUGUCAAAUCCAGAUAUUACACAAGCAGUCAGCUUAAUUGUGGAAAGAGAAAAGCAGAAAGCUGAAGUCAAGGACAGGAGGGUAUUAGAAAUUUUGCAAGUCAAAGACAGCCAAAUAGAAAGCUUGGAACAGAGACUCCUGGGACACCAGCAGGAGAUAAACAACUUAAAACAGAGAAAUAUUUUUUUAGAUGAGGAAAAUGUCCAUUUGAAGAAUGAAUGCAGUAACUUGAACCAGAAAUUUAAAGAUAAAAGCCAAGAACUUAAGGACACCGAGGAGUGUGCACAGAAGAAGGAAGAGCAAAAGAGGCUGGUUAUAAAAAACCUGGAGGAGGAAAAUAAGGGAUUAAAUACACGCUGUGCUGACCUGCUAAAUGACCUGGAGAAACUGAGGAAGCAGGAGGCACAGUGGAAAAUAGAAAUAUCUGGCACUGAUACCAAAAUAAAGAAUUUAGAAAACGAUUUAACAGAGACAAGAGAACAAAUGAGAGAGUUGCACAGUAAAUGCAGUAAGUUGUCAUCUCAGCUAGCUGUGAAGCAGGAAGAACUCUCCCAAAAGGAUUAUGAUAUGACGAGAGCAAGGAAGGAGUUACUGGAGCUGCAGAAUCUUUACAGACAAAACAUGGAGUAUACAGCACAGCAGGCUGAGAUGAUCCAGCAGCUUCAAACUCUCAAUACAGAUGCACAAAAAGCACUGAAAGAUCAGGAAGAUGCCCAUACAGCUGAAACAAUUUCAUAUCAGAAACUCUAUAAGGAAUUGACUUCAUGUUUUGAAACUGUUAAAACAAAUGAAAUCCAACUGCAGCAAAAGUAUGCCUCUCUUCAGGACCAGUUACUUGGAAGAGAUCGAAAGAUUUGUCAGCUGGAAGAGCAACUUCAGGAGACUCGUGAUGCACUGAGUGCAGUGAAUCAGAUUCCAAAAUAUGAAGAACAGGAACCACCUGUGAAACGUUCAAGGUCUCUGUCCCCAAAGAGCUCUUUUAGAGAGUCAGAGGAGACUCAAGAAACUGAUGAGCUAAGAGCAGCCCAUGAAAAACGCAAAGAGAGGCUGCAGAUGUUACAGACCAACUACAGAGCACUAAAAGAGCAAUUAAAGCAGUGGGAAGAGGGUGCUAGCAUGACUGAAAUCAGUAAAAGCAGACAUCAGCGUGCAGAACCCCAUCAGCUUUGUCAAGAGGAUUCUGAUGCUGUAUGGAAUGAGCUGGCUUAUUUCAGAAGGGAGCACAAAAAGCUACUGAUUGAAAAACUAAAUCUUGAAGAAGAAUUGGAUCAGAUGAAAGUACAGCACUCUAUGGAGCUACUUUCUAAAGUUGGUGAAGAUGAAGGGAUCAAGAACAGUACUCCAAAGAAAAAUGCAAAAGAGAUUUCGGAUCAGACAUUACAGAAGGUACAUCAACUAGAAAGAAGAUUCAGAAGUAUUGGAGGGGAAUUAAAGAAACUGAGAGAAGUAAAUAAAGAGUUGCUGAAGGACAAAAGUGAUUUGAAAGCAUCUUUGGAAGUGCAAAAAGAAAAUGCAGACCUCAGAGAAAGAGAACUGGAAAACCUGCGUAAGGGAAUUUGUGAAACAAAAAAAGACAAAGCAGAACUCCAGGUAGUGGUUGAUGAGCAGGAAAGAGAAGUUGUCUUUCUGAAGAGGCAAGUGGCGGAAGCCAACAGAUUGAGAAAUGAAAAUGAAGAUUUGCUGAGUCAAGUGCAGGAACUGAAGUGUUUGCUGGAUGAAGCCAAAGCACUGGCAACCUGUGGGCAAUGUAAUUGCAAAAUAACAGGCAGCAAGGUUAAAUUAAAAGCAGCCAGGAAAAAGAGCUCUUUGGGACAUCAUGGAGCUUUUCUCAAACAGUCCAUCAAGGUUAUGAGUAAUGUAUUUGAGAACUUCAGUAAGGACGACUGGGAGGAUAUGAGUGAAAGCAGUGACUCUGAAAUACCAACUUCUGAGUGUUUGGGAACAGUGAUUAUGGAAACCAUGGAAAAUAUUGAUUCACUGACAGACAGGACUAAACAACAGGAGAAAAAACAAAUAAAAGAAAGCCAGAUGCUUUGCAACAGGUCUUAUUUAAAAGGCAAAAGUCAGCGAUAUAAUAAAAAGGGUCAUUCACAAAAUAAGGACGAAGGAAACAGGCAUUCCAAAAGGAAGAAGAUCUACUAUCUCAUAACAGCUCAUCCAUCAGUUCUAAACAAAGUGAACAGAGAAAAAAGGAGAAAUACCAUAGUUCAGAGACCAGGCUACUCUGCUGCUCUGUUGCGGGAAAGAAUUAAGUCAUUGCAGCAGCAGGUAGCUGUUCUACAAAAUGAAAAAAAGACAGCAGUAUCUUCUUCAAAAGAACUUAAAGAAGCCAAUGAAAAACUAGCAGCCCAGCUACAUUUGGCUGAUCAAAGACUUCAAACUUGUAAACAGACCAUACAGACGUUGACCUCUGACUUGGCCAAGUGGCAACAAGAGAAGGAAGAUUUACAGGGAAAACUGAAGUUGAGAGAACAUCUGUCCCAAACUGCUAGCAAGAGUGAAGCAACAUCAGCUCUCUCAAAGAACAUUGAUUUAGAGAUGAAACAGCUGCAAUGCAAACUGAAGCAUUCGAAUAAUGAAAUUACUAAGCAAUCAACCAGCAUUAAGUCACUGAAAAAUGAAGUCCAGGAAAAAGAAGAACAGAUACAAGAACUACAAAUAAAGAUUUCUCGAAUGGAGAGGGACCUUAAUAUGAAAAGACAAUUGAUAGAAGACUUGAGAUCUCGGUUAAAGGCAAAUCAAGAAAAUGAGAAAACCUAUAAUGAAACAUUACAAACUCUUGAAAAAAAGGUAAAAGCAGUAACUGAAGACUGUUCAAAAAAAAAAACUUCGAUUGACUCAUUGAAACAAAGGCUUAAUGUAGCUACCAAAGAAAAGUCUCAAUAUGAGGAGUUGUAUCACAAGGCUAAGAACGAGUUAGAGAAAAAGCAUCUUAAACUCACCAAUUUAGAGAGCAAAAUGAUUGAGACUGAAUGUGCCAUGACUGCUCUCGAGACUACUGCGUCCCAACAGCUCCAUGGCUUGGCCAAGCAAAGUGGACAGGCUUUGGAGACUGUACAGAAGAGGUUGCUGCUCGCCAAUGACAAAGUGGAAGAGUUCACAGUGUUUGUGAAGGCUCUAACCAGAGAGUUACAGCACAGCAUACAAGAGCUGAGAACAAAAAUUAAAGAGGCAAAAAAAAUGGGAGAAGUGCAAAACUGCAAAAAAAGCCUUUCCCAAGAGUGUGUUCAGAGAGCCCAGUCCUUGGCAGCCUCCAUCCUUAAUGUUUCAAAAACUGAUCUUGAGGAGAUACUAGAAGUAGAAGAUGAUGAGGAAACAGCAAAAACUAAAAUGGAAUCUGAGAAAGAUAAAGAAUGGCUGCACUAUAUACAGAAGCUUCUUGAAGCACAGUUUCCUUUUGCAUCGUAUUUAAUGGAUGCUAUACAGGAAAAAUUAAUUGAGAAGAAGAAACUGGUAGAAGAGUACAGUUCCCUCGUGCGGCACGCUGCAUGAUUUGCUGAGACGUGUGAGAUUU
Molecule: messenger RNA, 4105 nt
Organism: Tinamus guttatus (white-throated tinamou)
Lineage: Eukaryota; Metazoa; Chordata; Aves; Tinamiformes; Tinamidae
Source: RefSeq, a predicted model, not a curated record